AUGCCCUUCGUGAAAGAUUUUAAACCCGUUCCCCUCAAAGAAAGCAACCUCUUCAAACCGCUCACCAUUGGCGAGACUUUGGUCCAGCACCGGGUUGUUAUGUGCCCUCUGACAAGGCUACGUGCUCACUCACCUGGCAAUGUGCCAAACAAAGAGUGGGCACAUCAAUACUAUGGGCAGCGCUCACAAGCUCCGGGCACAAUGCUUUUCACCGAAGGUACCUUCAUUUCCCCUCAAGCAGGUGGCUACGAUAAUGCACCUGGCAUCUGGUCCCAAGAACAGGUGGCAGAAUGGAAAAACAUCGUUACCAAAGUUCACGACAAUAAAUCCUUUUUAUGGGUCCAGUUGUGGGCGUUGGGUAGAGCUGCCCCUCCGGCUAAUUUGAAGAGAGAUGGUUUAAGGUAUGACUCUGCUUCUGAAGGCCAGUAUGAGAACGAAGAAUCGAAGAGCGAGGCAGAGAAAAGUGGUAAUUUGCUACAUGGAAUUACCAAAAUGGAAAUCAAGCAGUAUAUCUCGGACUACGUGCAAGCCAGCAAAAAUGCUAUUGAAGCCGGGGCCGACGGUGUCGAGAUCCACAGCGCCAAUGGUUAUCUCUUGAAUCAAUUCCUAGAUCCCAUUUCUAAUAAGAGAAACGACGAGUACGGUGGCUCGAUCGAAAAUAGAGCACGUUUUACUCUGGAAGUUUUUGAUGCAAUUGCUGAUGCUAUUGGUCAUGAUAAGGUCGGAAUUCGCUUCUCUCCCUAUGGCACUUUUGGUACAAUGUCUGGCGGUGCUGAACCCUUAAUCAUUGCUCAGUAUGCCUACGUUAUUGGUGAAUUGGAGAGAAGAGCACAAUCCAAAAAGGGACCCGCUUACCUUCAUGUAGUCGAACCGAGAGUAACCACUCCCAGGAUGAGUGAAGGGGAAGGAUGGUACAAAGACGGUACGAACGAUUUCGUGUGCAGUAUCUGGAAGGGUCCUUUAGUCAGAGCUGGUAACUACGCAUUAGAUCCCAAGGCCGCUUUGGCUGAUGUCCAAAAUGACGAUAGAACUCUAAUAGGUUAUGGAAGGCUCUUUAUCGCUAAUCCAGAUUUGGUUUCAAGAUUGGAAAACGGGUUACCUUUGAAUGCGUACGACAGAGACACGUUUUAUGUCUGGAGUGACAAAGGCUAUAUAGAUUAUCCAAUGUACAAGGAAGCGACCAAGCUGGAGGCCACGAAAGCUGAAUAG
Molecule: messenger RNA, 1209 nt
Organism: Lachancea dasiensis
Lineage: Eukaryota; Fungi; Ascomycota; Saccharomycetes; Saccharomycetales; Saccharomycetaceae
Source: the annotation of a GenBank genome assembly